UUUUGAUUUAAUUUCUGCAAACCCGUGCUCAUACAUUUCCUUCUUCACUUCCCAUCCCUCUUCCCAAACCCUAGAAAAUAUUCUAUCAGUUGCCAUUUUCGUCGUUGGUGGAAGCGAGCGUUGCGUUGGUGGGCGUUGCUUUCUGGGGGCCAUUUUCAUCGGAAGGUGGCGGCAUCUCCCCCGCCGUGAACUCAAUGCUUCUUCGCUUCCUUAAGGAUCACUAUCAAGAAGUCGCCGCAAGUAUCGUCCUGUCUUCCAUAGAUCCGGGAUCUACUUCUUCUUCCACUUCUGCAUUUACAGAUAUUCCUUUUAAUCUCAGAAACUUGUACCUGCCGGAAGAAUUGGGCGAUGUUUUGACCUGCUGUUGCUUGCGAUUGAAACAAAAGCUUAUUAAUAAAAAAGAAGGAGUAAUAGUUACCUCCAAGGUGCCAGAAACGGGUUUGACCUUAGAACCAACCUCCGAUGCUAUUCCCAAUCGCGAUGAAGUCCAGGAGGUGGAAAACAAAGAAGCAGAAAAUGUUUUACCUGACAAUCAAGAAAUAGACUCAGUAGGAUCUACUAAUGAAGAGGAUGCACUGGAUCCAGAGAAAAUGAGGCUGGAGGAAGCAGCAACAAAGGCACAAGCUGCUUUCAGGGGUUAUUUGAUAGAUGAAAAUGUACGAAGGGAAAUUAUAAAUCACAGAUCAUUGAGGCAUCCCAAUAUUGUCAGGUUCAAGGAGGUCAUACUAACUCCUACACAUUUAGCUAUUGUGAUUUGUCUAGACGAGCUACUCCAAAAGGAUAUGGUCUGGGGUCUGGAAUUUCCCUAUUCAUAGCAACUAAUAUCUGUGAAAACAUUAGAUGGAAGGCAUUUAGGCCCACCACUAUUAAUAGUGGACGUGGAGCUGAAUUUGAAGGUAUUGUUAUUGCUCUACUUCAUCUCUCAGCUGCUCCAUCGUAAGUACAGUGGAAACUUCUUUGUAGAUCUAUUGGGAAAGUGGAAGGAAUCGGAAUAUGGGGGUGGUCAGUCUGUACCUGUUUGGGGAAUUGCGUACUAUAUCACUGCACCAUCCAGGGGCAUUUAGUUGUUGGGUACUGGCAGAUAAUUAUGAAAUGAUAUCCUUCCUAAUGAUAAAAGAAUUCUUAAUAUAUAUAUAUAUAUAUAUAUAUAUAUUAUUUACUAUUCCUAUUUUUUCUUAUUCCUAUUUUUUUCUAUUAAUUCUAAUUAAUUGAAGAAAUAAUUUGAAAAUAAAACAGCAAGUACAAAAAUAAGUAAUAACCCUUAGUAGAGACUGGUACGAUUCAAUUCCACAUUUUGUUCAUUUGGGUUUGAUUGUGUCAUAGUUCUAUAAUUCAAAUUAGGUUUAUGGUUGGAUGAACUGCAUUGCUGAUCCCAAAAAUGAAAUAGUGGGUACCGCUAGUCCGUGAACAGCUAGCUAUCGUACUCUAAAAAUUAGAUAGGUUCUAUCUAUAGUCAUUGUAGCCUCCUAAAAAGAUAUACUAAAUUCAUCAAGUUAUUCCAAAGGAUCAAAACGGUCCGUUAUUAAUGGAAUUUCUUUUCGAUUUUAUAUAAAAUAAUCGUUUGGGUGGGGACUUUCAAAUACAUCAUAAGCUAGACGUGUACUGACAAAUAACCAAUGAAUAGGAAGGGUAUAGUAAUGCUAUGAAUAAUCCAGUAUCGGAUACCAGUAAUAAUAUCAUCAAAAGAACGUUAUCCUGUGCUUCCAGACAUUUUGAACUCCACAUAUUCUUGUACAGUUAAAAAGGAGGGGUCGAGUCCAUAAAAGACAAGAUCAGUAAGGCAAAAUUUAUUGAAAUAGAAUCCUUAUUAGAUAGUUCAUUUUGUACCAACAGUGUCUUUUGAGUAUACUGAAUUAAUAUAGCUAUCCUUGAGCAAUGAAAUUUCACAA
Vigna angularis (adzuki bean) is the source of this 1889-nucleotide messenger RNA. RefSeq lists its product as uncharacterized. The transcript is spliced from 8 exons. Lineage: Eukaryota; Viridiplantae; Streptophyta; Magnoliopsida; Fabales; Fabaceae. Bases 195 to 815 code for a protein of 206 amino acids. The record is from RefSeq and is a predicted model, not a curated record. Gene Ontology annotation, molecular function: protein binding.